Molecule: messenger RNA, 807 nt
Organism: Neoarthrinium moseri
Lineage: Eukaryota; Fungi; Ascomycota; Sordariomycetes; Amphisphaeriales; Apiosporaceae
Exons: 1
Coding region: 1-807 (268 amino acids)
Molecular function (GO): hydrolase activity
Source: RefSeq, a predicted model, not a curated record
AUGGUUUUUCUCCAAAUUAUUUCAGACCUGCACCUGGAAGCACCCAAGGCAUACGACGUCUUUCAGAUUGCACCCAAGGCGCCAUAUUUAGCUCUUUUAGGUGAUAUCGGCUGUCUCACUCGGGAUUUCGACGACUACACCAACUUCCUCCUUGUCCAACUAGGCCAGUUCAAGACAGUGUUCCUCCUUCUUGGCAACCACGAGCCAUAUCACUCGAGCUGGUCAACAGUAAACGAAUCAAUGGCCAGGUUCCAGGAGAACGUCAAAGCGAGACGGGAGACCGGUGAAACUCUCGGUGAAUUUGUCUUGCUUGACCGAACAAGAUUUGAUAUUGAUGUGGGAGAUGAUCAAGUGACAAUACUGGGGUGUACGUUAUUUUCCAACAUACCCCCUGAGUCGCACGAUCAUGUAAGUCUCCGGUUAAACGACUUCUAUUACAUUGAAAAAUGGGAGGUCGAGAAGCAUAACGAGGAACACCAGCGUGAUGUGCAAUGGUUGAGUUCACAGUUAGAAGAGCUCAGAGGAUCUGCAAGGAAGGUUGUCGUGCUUACACACUACAGCCCGACUACCGACAGUCGGGCGAAAGAUCCUCGGCACAGUAAAAGCCCGAUCGAAGCCGCGUUUGCGACGGAUCUGCACGACUCUCCAAUGUGGCAAAACGAAACAGUCAAGUUAUGGGCUUUUGGUCACACGCAUUACAACUGCGACUUCGAGGACGACCUGGGAAAGCGACUGUACACAAACCAGCGAGGCUAUUAUUUCAGUCAGGCUGCUGGCUUUGAUGCCACUAGGGUGAUCCAGGUCUAG